AUGUCUUCGCCGGAGCCAUCGGCGGCGGCGGCCGGGGCGGGCGGCGAUGCGGCCGGCCAGAGGGCUCCAGUGGAGCCGCUCCGGCUGCCAACGCCGGAGGAGAUCAAGGGGCAGGAGAUGAUGAACAACUGCGCCGUCCGGAGCGUCCUCAGCGGUGUCAUGGGGGGUGGUCUUGGUGUACUUAUGGGACUAUUUUUUGGAGCUUUGGAAAAUCCAAUAAUGGCAGAGGAGAUGACAGCAAGGCAACAAAUAGUCUACCAGGCAAAACAGAUGGGUAGGAAAAGUAUGAGCCAUGCUAAGACCUUUGCAGUAAUGGGCUUGAUUUUCUCUGCAGCUGAAUGCGUCGUUGAGAAGGCUCGGGCAAAGCAUGACAUCACCAAUUCAGCAGUAGCUGGCUGUGUCACAGGAGGAGCUUUAGCUGCAAAAGGUGGCCCUCAAGCUACAUGUAUCGGGUGCGUGGGUUUUGGUGCCUUCUCUGUGGCGAUUGAGAAGUUCAUGGAGCGAUAUAACUGA
Molecule: messenger RNA, 513 nt
Organism: Triticum turgidum subsp. durum (durum wheat)
Lineage: Eukaryota; Viridiplantae; Streptophyta; Magnoliopsida; Poales; Poaceae
Source: the annotation of a GenBank genome assembly